AUGGCAUCGGCGGCGGCGGCGGCGGCCGCGGAGUGGGAGGCGGCGGCGCGGAAGGUGCUGGUGGCGCGCAAGCCCUGCUUCGGGCUCCCUACGGCCUGCCCUACCUGCCUCCCCGUGUUCCUCUACCUCCGCAUGGCGCAGGUUCCCUUCGACAUCCACGUCGACACCAACUUCCCCGACGCCGAUCACAUACCAUAUGUUGAAUUUGGGGACUGCGUGGCUUUCAACAACGAGAAAGGAGGCGUGAUUGAGUACCUCAAGGAUGAAAAAAUUGUUGACUUGAACUCAAAUCACCCAAGUGUUUCAUCCACCGAUGUGCUAGAGACGAAGGCCAUGGUUUCGACCUGGCUUGCUGAUGCUUUGCUGUAUGAUCUCUGGGUGGUUAGUGAUGGAAGCAUUGCAAAUGAUAUCUACUUCUCUGAUCUCGCUUGGCCCAUUGGAAAGAUACUCCAUUGGAAGAAAACUAGACAUGUGAAGCAACUACUGGGUAUAACAAAGCUCAAUGCUGCAGAAAAAGAAGAGGAGAUAUACCGGAAGGCAAGUGCUGCAUAUGACUCAUUAUCUAUCAGAUUAGGGGAUCAAGUCUUUCUAUUUGAUAACAGCCCUACAGAUGUUGAUGCUCUUUUCCUUGGACAUGCUCUUUUUGUCCUCAAUGCGUUGCCUGAUACAUCUGUGCUGAGGGGCACUUUGCAGAAGCAUGACAACUUGGUGAGAUUUGCUGAGCAUCACAAGGUCCAAUUGCUGGAAACCUCAUCAUCGUCAUCAUCAGGAUUAGGAUCAUCACCUAGUCCAUCAUCAUCCACCCCCAGGAGAAGACCAUCUUCUGACCAAAGUUAUAAGCCAAAACCCAGAACUAAGAAGGAACGGACAGAAGAGGAAAAGAAAUUCAGGCGAAGAGCAAAGUAUUUCCUGGCCACACAACUUGUUGCAGUUCUUGUCUUCCUGUCGCUGAUGGGUGGGGUUGAUAGUUCCGAGCUAGACGACGACGAUGGUUUAGAUUAUGAAGAUUAG
Messenger RNA from Miscanthus lutarioriparius, 1011 nucleotides. NCBI's taxonomy places the organism in Eukaryota, Viridiplantae, Streptophyta, Magnoliopsida, Poales, Poaceae. The record is from the annotation of a GenBank genome assembly.